Hyposmocoma kahamanoa is the source of this 1258-nucleotide messenger RNA. It is a transcript of the gene Awh, whose product is annotated as LIM/homeobox protein Awh. The transcript has 6 exons. The coding region runs from base 1 to 945 and encodes 314 amino acids. NCBI's taxonomy places the organism in Eukaryota, Metazoa, Arthropoda, Insecta, Lepidoptera, Cosmopterigidae. Gene Ontology annotation, molecular function: RNA polymerase II transcription regulatory region sequence-specific DNA binding; DNA-binding transcription factor activity, RNA polymerase II-specific. Gene Ontology annotation, biological process: regulation of transcription by RNA polymerase II; neuron differentiation. The record is from RefSeq and is a predicted model, not a curated record. Gene Ontology annotation, cellular component: nucleus.
AUGGAACGGAUGGAUACCGCUCACAGUGACGUCAGAGGCGCGGAAGGUGAGCGCUCGCUUGCCACGCCCAGCCCCGCCCCGCUGUCGGCCGUAGCUGCCGAGGCCUGGCUUGCACAGCCCUCCCGUACGGAGCACCGCACUUGCUGCGCGUGUGGGGAGCCGAUUGCGGACCGCUUCCUACUGGAGGUGGGCGGCGGGGUGUGGCACACGGGCUGCUUGCGCUGCUGCGUCUGCGCAGUACAGCUCGAUCGGCACCCUUCCUGCUUCUUACGGGACAGACAAGUCUACUGCAAGCAGGACUAUGCCAAGAGCUUCGGUGCGAAGUGCUCGAAAUGCUGCAGGGGUAUCUCCUCGUCAGACUGGGUACGGAAGGCGCGCGAGCAGGUGUAUCACCUGGCGUGCUUCGCCUGUGAUGCCUGCGGCCGCCAACUUUCUACCGGCGAACAAUUUGCUCUGCACGAAGAUAGAGUCCUCUGCAAACCACACUACUUGGAGACAUUGGACGGAGGAUCCAUUUCUUCUGACGACGGCUGCGAUUCAGAGGGCUACCACAAGAGUAAAGCUAAGCGAGUCCGGACUACGUUCACAGAGGAGCAACUACAGGUCUUACAAGCGAAUUUCCAGUUAGACUCCAACCCUGACGGGCAAGAUUUGGAAAGGAUCGCGCAGGUCACAGGGCUGAGCAAGAGGGUCACGCAAGUUUGGUUCCAGAAUAGUCGAGCGCGACAAAAGAAACAUCAGCACACGGGGAAAGGAAAGCAGAACCAACUAAUGUCUCGAGAUGCAGAUCCGGCGGGGUUUGGUCGGCCCAUCAACCUCCACCUUACAUAUUCAUUUCAGAACAAACCACCUUUUGUCCCGAUAGACGGAACUUCUUUCACGGAUUCUUCGAUGGAUGAACUGUCUGAGGACUCCUCCAUACAUUGUAUGCAAAGUGAAGUUUGAGGCAUAUUUCCAUUUCCACAAGAAUUGUUUUCAUUUGCAAUUAUGUUUUGUUACACUAAUAGAUAGAUGAAUUAAUUUUAAUUUAGUAAACAUACUGCAUUUCAUAAAUGAAACCUUAGUGAAAAGUUCGAGUUUUAAAUACUUGGAUUAUACUUCAGACAAUUAUAAAAAUGACGGCAUCGCAAUAUAUAGGGCGAUAAGGACGGUGUAUCAAACAAAUUUAACCGAAUUACAAACGAUGCAAACUUCUCUAAGGGCCCUAUUACAGUUUCGUGAUUGCCAACUAAUGCCACAGAUAUUAUAAUAUGCAAAC